AUGUACAUGACCAACGAAGCUGAAGAUUUCGGGUCGCCAUCGCCUGCUCCCGAAGCUGAGGAGCCUGUUUCAAAAGAGCCAGAAGAGGGCAAUUUGGCCGACGAGUUCGGAGACGGUGGUUUAUUGGGAGCUUUGAAACGUUCUAGAAAGAGAAAGGACCAGAAGAAGGAGCAAGAGGAAGCUGAACAAGCCGAAAAGGCUGCUGCUGACGCUGCUGCUGCUGCCGUCACUGUCAAGAGUAAGAAGGAGAAGGAAAAGGAGAAGAAGGAGAGAGAAAAGGCUAAAAAGAAGGCCCAGGCUGAGCGUAAGAAGACUGCUCCUGCUGUUGAAAAGAAACCUAAAGCCAGCUCUCCUGGUCCUGAAUCGACUACUUCGAGUACGACCUCGUCCACCACCACCAGCUCUGCCCCAGCUAAGAAGAAGACCGGUAAGAGUGCUAUUGCAGCAGCUCUUCAAAAACAAAUUGCUGCUAGAAAGGCUGCUGAAGAGGCUCAAAAAUUGGCUGAAGAGGAAGAGCUGCGAAAGAUUGAGGAGGAGGAGAAACGUCUAGCUGAAGAGGAGAGACUUAGAGAGGAAGCCAGACAAAAGAAGAAGGAGAAGGAAAAGGCCAAGCGUGAGGAGCUCAAGGCUGCCGGAAAGUUCUUGACUAAAAAGCAAAAGGAACAGAUCGCUUUACAAGAGAAGCGUCGUCAGGAUCUGCUUGCUUCAGGUGUCAAGGUCGAGGGUCUUUCGGGAGCUGUUGAAAAGCCUAAGAAGGUUGUAUAUGGCAAGAAGAAGAGCACUAAGAAGUCAGCCAUUGAAGGUGUUGCCCAAGAGGCCACUCCUGAGGCUACUCCUGAAGCCACUCCUGAACCAGAAUCUGUUUCUGCUACUGCUACUAAAGAAGUCGAGCCUGUUGCCGCUGCUACCCCAGAGGUUGAAGAGGAAGAGGCUUUGAUUGACGAUUGGGAGGCUGCUAUUGAUUCUGAUGGUGAAGUUAAGGAUAACUGGGAGGCUUUGGACGAUGAAGAGGAAGAAAAGAAAGAGGCUGAGGAGGCCAAGGUUGAGGCUGCCAAGACUGAAACCAAGGCUGCUGAAGCUAAGAAGGGUAAUGCUGCUGUUAAAGAGAAUGGUACUUCUAAGGAUGCCGGUGCCAGUGAUGCAGCUGCCAAGGCUGCUCACGAUGCCGCUGAAGCUGCUCAUAAUGCUGAUGAGGACUCGCUUCAAAAGGCAGUUGCCAAGGCCAGUAAGAGACAAGCUCUUAUUAACGAAAAGCGUGAAGAGCGUGAAAGAAAGGCUAUAGCCGGAGCAUCUGCUUCCAACCUUCGUUCUCCCAUUUGCUGUAUUCUUGGUCACGUCGAUACCGGUAAGACAAAGCUUCUUGACAAGGUUCGUCAAACCAACGUUCAAGAGGGUGAAGCCGGUGGUAUUACCCAACAAAUCGGUGCUACCUACUUUCCUAUCGAUGCUAUUGAGCAAAAGACUGCUGUUAUGAAGCAGUUUGUCAAUGUCCAAUACAAUGUUCCUGGUCUUUUGGUUAUUGAUACCCCAGGUCACGAGUCUUUCUCUAACUUGCGUUCGCGUGGUUCGUCUCUUUGUAAUAUUGCUAUUUUGGUUGUCGAUAUCAUGCACGGUUUGGAGCCUCAGACUAUUGAAUCAAUCCGUUUGUUGCGUGACAGAAAGACUCCUUUCGUGGUUGCACUUAACAAGAUUGAUCGUUUGUACGACUGGGAAUCGACUCCUAACAACUCAUUCAGAGACUCAUUUGCCAAGCAAAAGAGAUCAGUUAAGAGCGAGUUCCAAGACCGUCUUGAGAAGACCAAGCUUGCAUUUGCUGAACAAGGUUUCAACUCUGAACUUUACUUCCAAAAUGACAAUUUGUCCAAGACUUUGUCUUUGGUUCCUACAUCUGCUAUCACUGGUGAGGGUAUCCCAGAUCUUUUGUAUCUGCUGUUAGAAUUGACUCAAUCCAGAAUGAGCAAGCAGUUGAUGUACUUGUCCCAACUUGAGGCCACUGUUUUGGAAGUCAAGGUCAUUGAGGGUCUUGGUACCACUAUCGAUGUUGUUUUAUCCAAUGGUAUUCUCCGUGAAGGUGACCGUAUAGUUUUGUGUGGACAGAAUGGACCUAUUGCUACAAACGUACGUGCUCUGCUAACGCCUCAACCAUUACGAGAAUUGCGUCUCAAGUCAGCUUAUGUGCAUCACAAGGAAGUCAAGGCCGCUCUUGGUGUUAAGAUUGCUGCUAAUGAUUUGGAGCACGCUGUUGCCGGUUCGCGACUUUUGUUGGUUGGUCCUGAUGACGAUGAAGAGGAGCUCAUGGACGAUGUCAUGGACGAUUUGACUGGAUUGUUGGACUCUGUAGACAAGUCUGGUAGAGGUGUAUGUGUCCAAGCAUCGACUUUGGGUGCUUUGGAGGCUUUGUUGGAUUUCUUGAAGGAUAUGAAGAUUCCUGUCAUGUCUAUUGCCAUUGGUCCUGUUUACAAGCGUGAUGUUAUGCGUGCCACUACCAUGCUUGAAAAGGCCAAGGAAUAUGCUCUCAUGUUAUGUUUCGAUGUAAAGAUUGACAAGGAAGCUCAACAAUAUGCUGAUGAGCAAGGAAUCAAGAUUUUCACUGCCGAUAUUAUCUAUCACUUGUUCGACGACUUUACUAAAUACCAAAAGGAGUUGCUCGAUCAGAGAAAGAAGGAUCACAUGCACGAGGCUAUCUACCCAUGUAUUUUGAAAACCAUCCAGGUCAUCAACAAUAGACACCCUAUGAUUGUGGGUGUUGAUGUUGUUGAGGGAAGUAUACGUGUUGGUACUCCUAUUUCGGUUGUUAAGACCGAUCCUGUCACGAACCAGAAGAAUAUUGUCAACCUUGGCACCGUGCAGUCGCUUGAGGUCAACCACAAGACUGUCGACAUUGUGCGCAAGGGUCAAACCAAUGCUGGUGUGGCUGUCAGACUUGAGGCUCCUUCUGGUAUUCCCCCUACCUGGGGCCGUCACAUGGACGAAUCUGACCCUCUGUACUCUCACAUCACCAGAAAGUCGAUCGACAUGCUCAAAGACCCUGCCUUCAGAAAUGAUGUGCCUCGUGAGGACUGGCUCCUUAUCAAGCACCUCAAACCAUUUUUUGAUAUCAAAUAA
Messenger RNA from Sugiyamaella lignohabitans, 3105 nucleotides. RefSeq names its product translation initiation factor eIF5B (gene FUN12). NCBI's taxonomy places the organism in Eukaryota, Fungi, Ascomycota, Dipodascomycetes, Dipodascales, Trichomonascaceae. Gene Ontology annotation, molecular function: GTPase activity; translation initiation factor activity; GTP binding. The transcript has a single exon. The record is from RefSeq and is a predicted model, not a curated record. The coding region runs from base 1 to 3105 and encodes 1034 amino acids.